Molecule: messenger RNA, 1544 nt
Organism: Drosophila eugracilis
Lineage: Eukaryota; Metazoa; Arthropoda; Insecta; Diptera; Drosophilidae
Gene: fy
Product: protein fuzzy
Exons: 3
Coding region: 30-1280 (416 amino acids)
Biological process (GO): vesicle-mediated transport; non-motile cilium assembly
Source: RefSeq, a predicted model, not a curated record
GCAGGUUUGGUAAAGAAGAAGAACUUGCAAUGUCUAUUUACUUGUUAUGUUUGACAACAAAUGGCGGAUUGCCUGUGUUUACGCGAAAGAAGGGGGACUGCGAAAAUCUGCCCUUUUCCACGGUCGCCUCAUUAAAUGGCUUUCACAUGUUCUUUAAAUCGUUGGGCAUCCAACUGGAGGCGACCACAACAAGCAAGCAGCAACCCAGCCAGAAUCAGGCUCUCGCGGAUUCAGAAGAAUGGACGUACAUUUGGCGGGACAGCAACGCCAUUACACUGAUCGUAUGCGGCUGCGGAGUGGGAUCAGAGCAGCUGCUCCAGACACUGGCAGAUCUGGUUUUUGGAGCUAUUGGCAUGUUCAUCACUCGUGCGACGGAAAUGGCUCAUGCCACGUUGCUGGAGCGGCUGAAGAAGGACGCCAAGAAGUACGUACCCAUUGUAGACGCAAUAUUGGAGGCUGCCUGCGCAGGUACACAGCUUCUAGGCUACACGGAUUGUCUCUUGGCUGCAGAAAACGCACAGUUGCUGCAAUGUCUUAAUGAGUUUAGCGGCCACUGUGGUUCGCUUUUUUGCUGCCUUGUAGUGGGACAUCGCAUCGCUGUGGCUACUGAGGGCUGGUGGGAUCUGGACACUCGCGACCGGGAACUCCUGUUAUUUCUGUUAAAUUCAUCAAACACUCUGCAGCACGAUGUGCCCGUAUAUCUCCCUGUAAAGAGUCCCCAUAUAGCCUAUAGAUUCGUCAGCAUUCCCGUAGGCUCAAAUAGUGCUUUGUGUGUCUUGUGUGGAGCUGAGAAUGCAUCCUUCCGGGAGCUACAUGCUGCUGCCAUGAGUACCUAUAGAAACGAGGGCAACCUUCUGGCAGCAGCCGAACGCUGCGUGCCGCGCAGUCUGCCGGAGCACCUGGAAAUUGAUGGUAAUGUGUUGGCUAUCAUUUUAAUAAACCGGCACACGCGGAAAAGUCUUUUUACCGGGAAUCUAAACCAGUCCUCAAGUGUUAAGCGCAUUAUUGUAGGCGAUCUGCAACGCCUCGAUAUACUUAAAAAGUUUUUCGAUCAAACUAUGGAUGCCGUCCAUCAGUUUGAAGCAGAUUCGUCGAGCAAUAAAACAAUGUUGCUAGACCAAUAUAGCUGCUCUGAUUACCAUAAGUGCUACGCUCUUACGGAUGAGUUAGGAAAUGUAAUGUUUUUGCUGUUUGUGGCUGCAGUGCCAUCGCACGCAAUGAGAUUUCUAGCGCAACGCAUUCAUGGUAACCUACUCCAGGAAAAGUCUGUGUGCUGGUGAAUGGUUUUCCCUUUCCGAAUUCUGAAAGACUGAUAUUUUUCUGCUUUUUUUAUACGUAACCAAGUAGUUUUUACUUUUUUGCGUAGAGGGAAAGUGUAUUUAAUUAAUGUUAAGUACAAAUGUAAUCAAAUUAAGCCUAAACGGCAACUACUCUCGAAUUGAACUUAAAAUAUGGUACAUAAGCUUAUGUAUUUCCUUAAAAUUAUACUAGAGUGGCAUUAAUGGCCUAUUCAAAUCCGUCCUUAUAAAUCUAUUUAUAUUUUA